This is a messenger RNA of Dipodomys spectabilis (banner-tailed kangaroo rat), 4255 nucleotides long. RefSeq names its product twinfilin-2. Gene Ontology annotation, cellular component: cytoplasm; plasma membrane; actin filament. Gene Ontology annotation, biological process: barbed-end actin filament capping; positive regulation of interleukin-6 production; regulation of lamellipodium assembly. Gene Ontology annotation, molecular function: actin filament binding; actin monomer binding; pattern recognition receptor activity. The transcript has 9 exons. The coding region runs from base 133 to 4104 and encodes 1323 amino acids. NCBI's taxonomy places the organism in Eukaryota, Metazoa, Chordata, Mammalia, Rodentia, Heteromyidae. The record is from RefSeq and is a predicted model, not a curated record.
GGGAAGCUGUGCCAGAGGCUGGGCGGCCGCUGCCACAUCCUCCUCCUCCUCCUUCCUCCUCCUCCUGCUGCUCCUGCUGCUCCGGCCGGGCCAGGGCCAAGUGGUUGAGCGCCGAGCGGAGACAUCGAAGCCAUGGCGCAUCAGACGGGCAUCCACGCCACUGAGGAGUUGAAGGAAUUCUUUGCCAAGGCCCGGGCUGGCUCCAUUCGACUCAUUAAAGUGAUCAUUGAAGACGAGCAGCUUGUGCUGGGGGCCUCUCAGGAGCCGGUGGGUGGCUGGGACCAGGACUACGACAGAAGUGUGCUGCCACUGCUAGAUGCCCAGCAUCCCUGCUACCUGCUCUUCCGUCUGGACUCCCAGAAUGCACAGGGCUUCGAGUGGCUCUUUCUCGCCUGGUCGCCUGACAAUUCUCCUGUACGGCUGAAGAUGCUGUAUGCAGCCACGCGGGCCACAGUGAAGAAGGAGUUUGGGGGUGGUCACAUCAAAGAUGAACUGUUUGGAACGGUGAAGGAUGACCUCUCCUUUGCUGGGUACCAGAAGCAUCUGUCAUCCUGUGCAGCACCAGCUCCGCUCACGUCAGCCGAGCGGGAACUGCAGCAGAUUCGCAUCAAUGAGGUGAAGACAGAGAUCAGCGUGGAAAGUAAGCGUCAGACCCUUCAGGGCCUUGCCUUCCCCCUGCAGCCCGAGGCCCAGCGGGCACUACAGCAACUCAAGCAGAAGACGGUCAACUAUAUCCAGCUGAAGCUGGACCUGGAGCAGGAAACCAUCGAGUUGGUGCACACCCAGCCCACAGAUGUGACCCAGCUGCCGUCCCGGGUGCCCCGAGACACAGCUCGCUACCACUUCUUCCUCUACAAGCAUACCCACGAGGGGGACUUUCUCGAGUCUGUGGUGUUCAUCUACUCCAUGCCCGGGUAUAAGUGCAGUAUCAAAGAGCGCAUGCUCUAUUCGAGCUGCAAGAGCCGCCUCCUAGACUCCGUAGAGCAGGACUUCCAGCUGGAGAUCUCCAAGAAGGAUUCCUGCUAUGGGGUCCAGUUCCCUUUGUCUCUCCUAGUACAGGCUGCAGUGCUGGCACAGGCCCUGGCUUUGGGGUCCCUGCCCGCCUUCAUCCCCUGUGAAUUCCAGCCCCAGGAAGGCCUGGUGAACUGCAACUGGCUUGUCUUGAGGUCUGUCCCCCACUUCCCUGCCACAGCCCCCCGCGGCAAUGUCACCAGCCUGUCCCUGCUCUCCAAUCGAAUCCACCACCUGCACGACUCCGAUUUCCUCCACUUUCCCAGCCUGCGCCGGCUGAACCUCAAAUGGAAUUGUCCCCCCCGGGGCCUGAGCCCCAUGCGCUUUUCCUGUCAUAUGACCAUCGAACCCCACACCUUCCUGGCAGUGCCCACCCUGGAGGAUCUCAACCUGAGCUACAAUGGCAUCACCACCAUACCCGCUUUGCCCAAAUCCCUGGUGAACCUGACCCUGAGUCAUACCAACAUCUUGGUGCUGGAUUCAUCCAGCCUGCCUGACCUACCAGCCCUGCGCGCCCUCUUCAUGGAUGGUAACUGCUAUUAUAAGAACCCUUGUAGUGGGUCACUCGAUGUGGCUCCUGGAGUCUUCUUGCGCAUGAGCAAUCUCACUCAGCUGUCACUCAAAUACAACAACCUCACCCAGGUACCCCGACUCCUGCCCCCCAGCCUGCAAUCUCUCCUGUUGUCUUACAACCGCAUUGUCCAGCUGGGACCCCAAGAUCUGGCCGGUCUGACUGCCUUGCGCGUCCUGGAUGUGGGGGGCAAUUGUCGCCGUUGUGAUCACGCCCGGAAUCCUUGCAUUGAAUGUCCCCAUGGAUCUCUCUGGUUGCACAAUGACACCUUUAGCCACCUGAGUCACCUCGAAGGCCUGGUGUUGAAGGACAGCUCUCUCCACAAGUUGAACCCCCAAUGGUUCCAAGGGCUCCCUCACCUCUCCGUGUUGGAUCUGAGUGAGAAUUUUCUCUAUGAAUCCAUCAAUAAGACGACGGCCUUCCGAGGCCUAACGAAACUGCGGAAACUCAACCUAUCCUUUAAUUACCGCAAGAGGGUAUCCUUUGCUCAAUUAUGGCUGGCUCCUUCCUUUGGGAGCCUAACAUCGCUGCGGGAACUGCACAUGAAUGGCAUCUUCUUCCGAUCGCUCAACGAACACACCCUAAAGCCUCUGGCCCAGCUCCCUGACCUCCACACUCUGAGUCUACAGAUGAAUUUCAUCAAACAUGCCCAGCUCAGCGUUUUCCAGCCCUUCCGACACCUGCGCUUGGUGGACCUGUCAGACAACCGGAUUAGUAGCACGAACAAGAUGGUAGGCACCACUGGAGAGAUCGAGGCUGGAGAGCCAUUCCAGCUGGGGUCUGAGAACUUCCUUCCAACCCCGCUGGACACCCCCAAACCUAAAACCUUUAUAUCCAGCUGCCAGAAGUCGAGAUUCACCUUGGAUCUCUCUCGGAACUAUCUGGUGACAAUCCAAGCCGAAAUGUUUACCCACCUCUCAUAUCUCCAGUGCCUGAGCCUGAGUCACAAUUCCAUAGCCCAGACGGUCAACGGCUCCCAGUUCACCCCUCUGGUCAAUCUAAGAGUUCUCGAUCUGAGCCAUAACAAGCUGGAUUUGUAUUAUAGCCAAUCGUUCAAGGAGUUACCCCGAUUGGAGGCCCUGGACCUCAGCUUUAACAACCAGGCUUUUGGUAUGCAAGGCAUAGGCCAUAAUCUUAGCUUCGUGGCCUUCCUACCCCAUCUUCGCAUCCUCAGCCUGGCAUACAACGACAUUAACAGCCGUGUAUCACCGCAGCUCCGCAGCACCUCGCUCCACACCCUGGAUUUCCGUGGCAAUGUCGUGAGCCGUAUGUGGGCCGAAGGAGAUCUGUACCUCCGAUUCUUCCAAGGCCUCAAAGUCCUACAACAGCUAGAUCUGUCUAAGAACCAGCUACACACCCUCCUGCCCCGUACCUUGGACCAUCUCCCCAAAAGCCUUAAGGUGCUACGUCUUCGGGAUAAUUUCUUGGCGUUUUUCAACUGGACCGGCCUGGAUUGUUUGCCCAAUCUGGAAGUUCUAGAUCUAGCAGGGAACAAGCUGAAGGCUUUGUCAAAUGACACGCACCUGAAUAGCAGCCGCCUGCAGGUAUUAGACCUCAGCAACAACUUAAUCACGUCUGUGGCCCCCGGCUUCUUCGUCCUGGCUGUACAACUUCAGAAGCUCAAUCUCAGUCACAAUUACCUCAAGACGGUGGAGGCUUCCUGGUUCGGAUCUUUGGCGAAAAACCUCCAAACCCUUGAUGUACGCACCAACCCUUUGCACUGUGCGUGCGGGGCCUGCUUUGUGGAGUUCUUACUGGAGAUCCAACACGCUGUCCCAGGUCUGCCCAGUCAGGUAAAAUGUGGCAGCCCCAACCAACUACAAGGUCUUAGCAUCUUCGCGCAGGACCUGCGUCUCUGCCUGGAUGAGACCGUCUCUUGGAAUUGUUUUGGCCUCUCCCUGCUGGCUGUGACUCUGGGCAUCACAGUCCCCAUCCUCCAGCAUGUGUACGGAUGGGAUCUCUGGUAUUGUUUUUACCUCUGCCAGGCCUGGUUUCCCUGGAAGAGGCGAUCUGGCGCUCACGCCUUGCCCUACGAUGCAUUCGUGGUGUUUGACAAGGCCCAGCCCGCCGUGGCCGACUGGGUGUACAAUGAACUACGGGUCCAGCUAGAGGAGCGGCGUGGACGGCGGGCCCUACGCUUGUGCCUGGAAGAACGGGACUGGCUCCCCGGCAAAACUCUCUUUGAGAACCUCUGGGCCUCCAUCUAUGGCAGCCGCAAGACCCUCUUUGUGUUGGCCCACACCGAUCGGGUCAGUGGCCUCCUGCGUACCGGCUUCCUGUUGGUCCAGCAGCGCCUGCUGGAGGACCGCAAGGACGUCGUGGUCUUGGUCAUCCUGCGUCCCGAUGUCCACCGCUCCCGUUACGUGCGGUUGCGUCAGCAUCUGUGUCGUAAGAGCGUCCUCUUCUGGCCCCACCAGCCCAGUGGCCAGGGCAGCUUCUGGGCCCAACUGGCCACAGCGCUGACCAGGGACAACCACCAUUUCUAUAACAGGAAUUUCUGCCAGGGACCCACGGCGGAAUAGUUCAAGGCAGGUGAUGAUCAAGGGACAGUCACACUUCCAUGCUGAGACACCUGUAAUCUCCAACUUAUCUUGGCCAACUACUGCUUUCCCUUCCCACCCCUGCUCAUGCUGAGUAUACUGCAGGUGCUUAAUAAAUGCUCCCAGACUGCUA